GGACAGAGAGUGAGUGAGGGGAGGGAGUAUCAGAGAUGGGAAAGUAGAUGAGAAGGAGAAGUAAAGAGGGAAACUGAGGGAGCGCAACAAAAAAAAAAACAACCAAGGGGACAGCUCAGCAAACCAGGAGCACUGCUCUCACAACUCCGAAGGUCCAGGCUGAGAGAAAGAGCUAAGCUCAUCAAGAGGCAGACACCAGAAGUUGUACUUUUAUGUCUCCUUUUUUCCCUCUGGGUUAAGAAUCACACAGCACUCCUUCUCUGAGAAGGAAAGGGACCAAGACCGGGAGAGGACUAAGAGAGCUUCUGCAGCCUCCGUGCGUCCUGAAGGGGAAGAUGGAUUCAGACUCUGGAGAGCAAAGUGACGGAGACAUCUCGGCAGUACAGGAGAGCUUUAACUCCCGCUCCCUGGCCAUGCAAGCCCAGAAGAAGAUCCUGAGCAAGAUGGCGACCAUGGCGGUGGCCAACAUGCUCACAGAUGACACCAGCAGCGAGAUCCUAGACGAGCUCUACAAAGCAACCCGGGAGUUCACCAAAAGCAAGAAAGAGGCCCACAAGAUCAUCAAGGACGUGAUCAAGAUUGCCCUGAAGAUUGGCAUCUUAUACCGCAACCACCAGUUCAAUCCAGACGAGCUGGACACAGUGGAGCGUUUCAAGAAGAAGAUGAACCAGGCGGCCAUGACGGCGGUGUCCUUUUAUGAGGUGGAAUAUACCUUUGACAGGAAUAUCCUGGCGGAGCUCCUGCUGGAGUGCAGGGACCUGCUUCACACCCUGGUCGAGGGCCACCUGACCACACGCUCGCAUGCACGCAUCGAUCACGUUUUCAACCAUUUUGCCAACAGGGAUUUCCUGGUGGAGUUGUACGGGGACGGAGAGGAAUACAGACUCUCUCUAAGGAAAAUCUGUAAUGGCAUCAACAAACUGCUAGAUGAAGGAACGCUUUAACCUCGCGCACCUCUCCUCCUUCACCUCUGCUGCACCUCUCCCUGCUGGUGUGUCCUGCUUCUUUCCAAUUUCCUUUUCAUCUGCCCACCCCUGGCAGCAAGCAUCCCCCCCACCCCGCCUUCUCCUCGCGUCUCUUGUCUUCCUGUUUCUUCCGGAUCCAUUUUCCUUGAGGUUUCGGUAACAUCCUGCCGCUGUGGUUCAGUGAGGGAAUUUCUUUUUCUUUUAAACUGUCUCUUCACUCAGUGAAUCAUUGCUGCAACCCUGGGACACCAUGUUUCACAUUGUGCACAUCGUUCCCUUUGUGUGCUAAAGUGUACGGUACCAACGGCCAAAAUGCUGUAGUAGGAUGUCUGGAUAUGGAAGAUAAUCAGUCGUAGUAAUCAAUUUCUGUGGGUUUUGAAUGUGUUCAGAUAUAUGUGAUUUGCUUGAAUAAUGUUGCUUACUGUGUCGUCAUGUUUUUGUUAUAAGUCUGUGUCAAUCUUCUCAAAAAGGGUGAUAACACUUGUCUUUUAUUAAAGAUUACUUUAAAUCAC
Molecule: messenger RNA, 1477 nt
Organism: Fundulus heteroclitus (mummichog)
Lineage: Eukaryota; Metazoa; Chordata; Actinopteri; Cyprinodontiformes; Fundulidae
Gene: tnfaip8l3
Product: tumor necrosis factor, alpha-induced protein 8-like 3
Exons: 2
Coding region: 336-944 (202 amino acids)
Biological process (GO): regulation of apoptotic process
Cellular component (GO): cytoplasm
Source: RefSeq, a predicted model, not a curated record